Molecule: messenger RNA, 1038 nt
Organism: Ectocarpus sp. CCAP 1310/34
Lineage: Eukaryota; Phaeophyceae; Ectocarpales; Ectocarpaceae
Source: the annotation of a GenBank genome assembly
UUGUUGUUUUUCUUCACAUAAACUCGUUUCAGUUGCUAAUCCCAAAAUCUAGCCAAGACUCGGUCCGUGGUCACAAAAAUGCUAGAGCCAUCAGAAGAUCUGAAGAACACACACACUAUUAGCAAGGCAAGGGUACGCAAGCCUGAGGAGGUACACCUGCAAUCCCUGCAGCACGCUUGCGUGCUCACAACUGAACUACACGCCCACACACUACAAAUCGACUACAGCAGCGUNGUUGCUAAUCCCAAAAUCUAGCAAAGACUCGGUCCGUGGUCACAAAAAUGCUAGAGCCAUCAGAAGAUCUGAAGAACACACACACUAUUAGCAAGGCAAGGGUACGCAAGCCUGAGGAGGUACACCUGCAAUCCCUGCAGCACGCUUGCGUGCUCACAACUGAACUACACGCCCACACACUACAAAUCGACUACAGCAGCGUCAUCACCCCCCUUGUCCCGCAUAUAACCAAAAUGAAUGUUUGUCGACUACAGCGUGCUGCUGUCUGAAGUGCUGUCUUUACAAUAAUAACACCAUGGUGCAUGGUACACAAGCUCGGGGCAUGGAGCUGCUGUCUGAAGUGCUGUCAGAAUGAGCCCGUUGACAUACAAUGAAGAAGAACGCCCAACCAAAGCCAUCAUUGCAAUUGACAAUCACCCGAAUCUAUCCAGAUCAUCUGUGUUAGGCACAGCAGUGAAAACAACGACACUGACUAGGAAUCGUUCCACAUUGAAGGGGUUUUCCACGAUGCUGGUACACAACUAAGGCACCCGGGUUAUCCGCGCCACCUCCGCCGCGUCUCUCUACAAAACCAGUGACGCCACCACACACACCCAACACCGGUAUUCAGGAAAAAAACGGAAAAAUGGUUGACAAUACAAGAGAUGUUUGUCCGUGCGCCACGGUUCGAUGCCGUCCGCCUGCUCCGGUUCCGCUGCUCCGGUGCCGCUGCUCCGGUGCCGCUGUGGCCAGUCCUAGCACUACCAAACUCGACCCGCUCCGCUUCGUACACGCUCUCGUUGCUGUCCUUCCCAGUCGGUUCCU